This is a messenger RNA of Cryptococcus wingfieldii CBS 7118, 1569 nucleotides long. Its product is annotated as HAD hydrolase, family IIID. Gene Ontology annotation, molecular function: protein serine/threonine phosphatase activity. Gene Ontology annotation, biological process: protein dephosphorylation. Gene Ontology annotation, cellular component: nucleus. NCBI's taxonomy places the organism in Eukaryota, Fungi, Basidiomycota, Tremellomycetes, Tremellales, Cryptococcaceae. The transcript is spliced from 7 exons. The record is from RefSeq and is a predicted model, not a curated record. Bases 1 to 1569 code for a protein of 522 amino acids.
AUGUCCCAAAACAACGCGCCACCGCCCUCCUCUCCAUCUCCCACUCCCUCAGCUCCCAGCACCAGCGAUACGGGGCAGCCCCCUUUCGCACAAGGAGCCACUUUCAACUCCGCUGAACCCUUGACAAAGGAGAACACUCCAGACACUCCCAUUGUGAAUUAUAUAACCACCGAUGACUUGUCGAAAGGUGAUGGCGAUAAGCCCGACUUUGCUUCUUCCAUCUUUUGUCCCGAUCAAAGUGAGGUUACAAGCUUGACGUCAGAGUCGAAACGGAUAGUCUCUCCUCUAGUCUCUCCUCAGCCUGGAGUAUCUCAAAGCACGGCAACGUCUGAACAAGAGAGUGCCACAGAACAAGUACCUCUUUCGCCCGAAUCCACCAAACGCGCCAAAAUGUCGCACACCUUCAACGAGUCAUCAUCCUCUUUCACGCCUCCCCCCCAGACCAGUGAGCAGGAUAGCGAUGGGCAGAUGGACAUAGACAAAGAGGGAGACUUGGGUGUGGACCAAGAGCCAGACUCUCCUGUGGUCGCUCCCGUCCCUCUUGCGGAAGAAUCUGAGGAAUGGUGGGACUUGAAGAUGCAGUGGGGUGGCAAGGUGUUUGAUAUCCGAGUCGGCGGGAACGAUAUGGUCUACGACUUUCGCAAAAAGAUCUUUACCCUCACCUCCAUCCCACCGGCCUCUCAGAAACUCAUCAACCUCUCCCCCACUCUCAAAGGCAAGCUGUCUUCGUCCCAUGAUGCUAUGCGCUUUGCGACCCUUCAUAUCAAACACAACCACAAAUUCGUACUUGUGGGCACGCCUGUGGAGGGACGGUUUGUGGACCCUGACAGGGCGGGAUUGGGUGCUGGGCCGGAAGGGGAAGGCGGGGAUGGGGAGUUGGAUGUUGAUUAUGGGGCGGGAAAAGCAAAGGAAAAGAAGGGAGUGAUUGUCAAGCCAGAAGACGACCCUCGAAACAAGAGAAAGAUACAAGAUAUUAUCCGUGACAUCCCUAUCACUAUCAUGAACCAGCCGAGGCAAGGAAAGGGUCUGCUCGUUCUUGAUCUAGACUAUACCAUCGUAGACACCAAACCCCUUCUAUCCGGCGCCCUUCCCCCCGCCGAAUGCGCCCGCCCAGGCCUCCACACCUUCCUCCGGCAGGUGUACGAACACUACGAUGUUGCGGUCUGGUCCCAGACAAGCUGGCGGUGGCUGGAGGCAAAGCUAGUGGAGCUUGGGAUCGUGGGGACGGAGGGGAGCGGGUUUGAGGUUAGUUUUGUUUGUGAUAGGGGGCCAAUGUUUCCGGUCUUUUCGCACAGGAGUGGUCAGGUUGUGAAGCAUGAGGUCAAGCCGCUCGAGUAUAUAUGGGCGUCUUACCCGCAUUGGUCGGCAAAGAACACGGUCCACAUAGACGAUCUAUCACGGAAUUUCGCGAUGAACCCGGGUUCUGGGUUGAAGAUCAAGGCUUUCAACAGUGCUGGUACGGGGCAUGGGGCGAAUGACCGAGAAUUGGUCAGGUUGGGUGAAUAUUUGGUUCGGAUUGCUACGACUGUUGACGAUUUCACGACGUUGGAUCAUGGGGUGAGUCUAUAG